AUGAGUUCUCAUUUGAAAUCAGAAACCCAGAUCAAAAUACUGUCACCCCAAAACAAUUUUAUCUCAAGUUCAUAGAAUUUCAAAUAGGAUUCUCAAAGAAAUACUGAAUUCGAUAAUGUCCAAAUUGCUCAUAGUAUGAGUAAUUCUGUAAAUAAUCUCACUCCUAUGAAAUUGCAAUAACAACCCAGGAAGAUAUCUGGCAAUCAACUUUCUGUUUCCAGAACAGAAAAUAUGAUAAUCUAAUGUCAAAUAUGCGAAAAUUUAGAUGAUAUGAAUUUAAUAUAGCCUUGUCAAUGCGAAAACUUCUACCAUUCAAGCUGUUUUAAAAAGAAACUGCUAGCAACAACUGGACCAUUUACAAAUGAUGUUACUACAUGUUCUAAUUGUGGAAUUGCGUAUAAGAUUAGGAAAAUAGAGGCUUAUCAAUAAAAGAAUUUUAGUAAAAUAACAGAACUCGUCUCCUUCUUAAUCAGACUCAUCAUCACUCUGGGUGGCUUGAGUGGUCUCUCCUAUUGGUUUUAUAAGGAAGUUUAGCACCCCGAAGAGAUGUCUUCGUUAGUUGCAAUUAUAGUGUUGCUGAUACUAUUGUUGGUUCUUUAUUUGGUUUACAUGAUAUUGGAAUUGGUUAGAGGCAAUGUCGGAGUUGAUUGGGAGAUUCUUGAUUAGAGACAGGAUAUUGAUCACAUCAUCAAUCCAGAUGAGUUGAAUUUGAUAGAGAAUAGAGGGAGAGAUCUUAGCAAUAGUCAAAGGCCAUAGGUCAUAUAACAUAUUGCAAAUGUUUAAUAUCCUCAAAUUUCAACAUCGGAAAUAAUCUAAUGA
This is a messenger RNA of Paramecium tetraurelia, 819 nucleotides long. RefSeq lists its product as uncharacterized. The record is from RefSeq and is a predicted model, not a curated record. Lineage: Eukaryota; Ciliophora; Oligohymenophorea; Peniculida; Parameciidae. The transcript is spliced from 3 exons.